GACCUACAUGGAAGUACACAUUCAAAAAGUCGAUGGGUGAAAUUCUACAAAAUAAAACAUAAAUUGAAUUGGAGAGGACUCAAGGAGUUAGGGGAGUUUUAUUAGCAAAAUCGUAGAAUGUUCAGAUUUGACAGACAACAGUAAAAUACUGGUACAUUGACAUAUGAUGAGGCAAAAUGGUUAUUCUGCUGAUCUUGAUAAUUGGAAUAGUAACUGGAUAUGACCUUAAAUGUCCAGCCAAGGCAGAAUGGAGAUUGAGAGCAAACGUUUCGUGUUAUUCGGAAUCCAAAUACGUUUGUUUGUUCCAUUUACUGGAAGGAAAAUACAAGGAGAGUUGUUUAGGUUCAGAUCAAAGUAGUAUAGGAAGUAAGCUAGUGUUCCAACCAUUGUUUAAUCUAGCAGAAUGUAAUGCCGGAAGAUAUCAACCUGUUGUAUUUACCACCCAUGGAAACAGUGAAUGUAUCCUUAGAAAAUCAAAGUGUGAUGAGGAGGGACAAGUUGUAUACAGCAAUGGGUCUUAUAGCAUUGAUACUGCUUGUCGCUGUGACUACACACAGGGAUAUGCGUUUGUUGCAAAACCAAAGAACAGUUGUUUCUGUAACCCAUCUGAGGAAGAUUGUUCUUGUUUCAGAGAUAACUGCAACAUAUUAUCUCCAGAUUAUCAAUGUAUCAAUGAAGAAGACACAAAAGCAAAUGUAACAUGUCAGGAAAUAUAUUCACAUAUGUAA
Mytilus californianus (California mussel) is the source of this 728-nucleotide messenger RNA. RefSeq lists its product as uncharacterized. The transcript is spliced from 5 exons. NCBI's taxonomy places the organism in Eukaryota, Metazoa, Mollusca, Bivalvia, Mytilida, Mytilidae. The coding region runs from base 177 to 728 and encodes 183 amino acids. The record is from RefSeq and is a predicted model, not a curated record.